UCGUGUUGCUGAUCACUUGGUCCGUCGCUCGCUGGUUUCACUCUCGUCCCUAAGCCGACAGAUUCGAAAACACAAGUUGGAGGGGCGUUUUAAAACCCUAAAUCGCGAAAAAGGAAACGGAGAUUCCGGUAACGCAGAUGUCGUCUUCUUCUCCGAGUGGCAGCGGUGGCGAUUUGACUGAGAGAAGAGGGAUUCCCGCCGCUAAAUUCAUCCAAGAUGUCGACACUUACCUCUCGCAGUCCGGCCUCGAUUCUAAUUCUGCUCUCGCCUUCCAUCAAGAAAGGCUUCAGCAAUAUAAAGUUGUUGAAAUGAAGCUUCUUGCCCAGCAAAGGGAUCUUCAGGCUAAAAUCCCAGACAUUGAGAAGUGCUUAGAGGUUGUUGCCACUUUGCAAGCAAGGAAGGGUACUGGUGAGGCGCUUUUAGCCGAUUUUGAAGUGUCUGAAGGAAUAUAUUCAAGGGCCUGUAUUGAAGACACAGACUCGGUGUGUUUGUGGCUGGGAGCAAAUGUCAUGCUCGAAUAUUCCUGUGAAGAGGCUACAGCUCUUCUGAAAAACAAUCUGGAAAAUGCUAAAGCCAGCCUGGAGGUUCUUGUAGCUGAUUUACAGUUCUUGAGGGAUCAAGUCACAGUUACUCAGGUAACUAUUGCGCGUAUUUAUAACUGGGAUGUUCAUCAAAGGAGGGUUAAACAAGUUACAUCCACUGCUAUUGCUGCUGCAGACUCGUGAAUCACCAGGGCCAUGUCUAUGUUAUGGAUUGAAAAACAAUGGGCUAGGGCCUAAUUUUAAUAAAGUACUCUUAAAAAAAUUAUUUUGUUCAACAUAUAUUAUACUAUGAUUUAAAAGCUCACAUUUAUAUCGAAA
Eutrema salsugineum is the source of this 860-nucleotide messenger RNA. Its product is annotated as probable prefoldin subunit 3. NCBI's taxonomy places the organism in Eukaryota, Viridiplantae, Streptophyta, Magnoliopsida, Brassicales, Brassicaceae. The transcript has 6 exons. The record is from RefSeq and is a predicted model, not a curated record. The coding region runs from base 138 to 725 and encodes 195 amino acids. Gene Ontology annotation, cellular component: prefoldin complex; cytoplasm. Gene Ontology annotation, biological process: tubulin complex assembly; microtubule-based process; protein folding. Gene Ontology annotation, molecular function: tubulin binding.